AUGUUGGUCAGCGCCAUGUUUUCCUACAUUCAAGGUUUUUUAAGCGCCGACCAGGACAUUCGAGAGGAAAUCCGCAAAGUGGUUCAGGCGCUUGAGCAGACUGCCAGGGAAAUCCUCACGGUGGUCCAAAGUGUUCACCAACCGUCUGGAUUUAAAGACAUCCCCGAAAAGUGUGCUAAGGCCAGAGAAUUGUUUGGUACAGUCCGGACGCACAUUGCUGACUUGAAGACAAAGUUCCCUGUGGACCAAUACUACAGGUUUCAUGAGCACUGGCGCUUCGUCCUGCAGCGUUUGGUCUUCCUGGCGGCAUUUGUGGUCUACCUGGAGAGCGAGGCCCUCGUGACCCGUGAGGAGGUGGCGCAUAUUCUGGACAUUGAGGUUGUACGCGACCAAGGCUUCCAUCUGGAUGUGGAAGACUACCUUGCAGGUUUGCUAAUCAUGGCUAGUGAGCUGUCACGCUUGGCAGUCAACAGCGUGACGGCGGGCGACUACAAGCGCCCGCUGCGCAUCUCCAACUUCAUCAACGAGUUGGACUCAGGCUUCCGUUUGCUCAACCUCAAGAACGACCCCCUUCGCAAACGCUAUGACGGCCUCAAGUACGACGUCAAGAAGAUCGAGGAGGUGGUCUACGACCUCUCCAUUCGCGGACUCGCCAAAGAUGCCAAGAGCGACCAGUAG
Nerophis lumbriciformis (worm pipefish) is the source of this 678-nucleotide messenger RNA. The record is from RefSeq and is a predicted model, not a curated record. Lineage: Eukaryota; Metazoa; Chordata; Actinopteri; Syngnathiformes; Syngnathidae.